Molecule: messenger RNA, 2535 nt
Organism: Oppia nitens
Lineage: Eukaryota; Metazoa; Arthropoda; Arachnida; Sarcoptiformes; Oppiidae
Product: probable aconitate hydratase, mitochondrial
Exons: 8
Coding region: 132-2486 (784 amino acids)
Biological process (GO): tricarboxylic acid cycle
Cellular component (GO): mitochondrion; cytosol
Molecular function (GO): aconitate hydratase activity; 4 iron, 4 sulfur cluster binding
Source: RefSeq, a predicted model, not a curated record
AAAUAUUCUGUUAUUUAAUGAAUAAUUGAAAUAUUAAUAAAAACUAUUAAUAUAUUUAUAUUAUUAUUAAACUAAAAGAUAUCAUAAUUUCAGACCUAUUGGUGACAAUUGGUUAACAAGAAGUGCUAACAAUGUCUCAAUUAAAGGCAUACAUCGUAUCUCAGAAACUGUUGAAUGCAACCACUUUUGGUCAGAUCCGACUGAUCCACGCGUCUACACAAUGUUGUGCCAAACAGGUACCGAUGAGUCGUUUCGACAAAGACUCGCACAUUCCCUACGAAAAGCUUCAAAACAAUCUAAAAAUCGUGAAAAAGAGACUGAAUCGACCGCUCACUCUGUCGGAGAAGAUAUUAUACUCGCAUUUGGAUGACCCGCAAAAACAAGACAUUGUUCGCGGCCAAAGCUAUCUGCGUCUCCGACCUGAUCGGGUAGGUAUGCAGGACGCGACCGCACAGAUGGCAAUGUUGCAGUUUAUUUCAAGUGGACUUAAACGAGUUGCCGUCCCAUCAACCAUACACUGCGAUCAUCUGAUUGAAGCUCAAAUCGGCGGCGAGGCAGACUUGGCCAGAGCUAAGGAUAUUAACAAAGAAGUCUAUAAUUUUUUGGCCACCGCUUCGUCUAAAUAUGGCGUCGGUUUCUGGAAGCCUGGAAGUGGUAUUAUUCAUCAGAUAAUUUUAGAAAACUAUGCCUUUCCCGGAGUAUUACUCAUCGGUACUGACAGUCAUACAGUAAACGGCGGUGGUUUAGGAGGUCUAUGCAUUGGUGUUGGCGGUGCAGAUGCUGUUGAUGUCAUGGCAGACAUCCCUUGGGAGUUAAAGUGUCCAAAUGUGAUUGGAGUACAUUUGACCGGAAAAUUGAGUGGUUGGACGUCAUCUAAAGAUGUUAUCUUGAAAGUUGCCGAUAUUUUAACCGUAAAGGGAGGAACUGGAGCUAUUGUUGAAUAUUUUGGACCUGGAGUUGAUUCAAUUUCAUGUACUGGUAUGGGAACCAUUUGCAAUAUGGGUGCAGAAAUCGGUGCCACAACUUCAGUGUUUCCUUAUAAUAAACGAAUGCGUGAUUACUUAGUGGCGACUAAUCGUAAAGAAAUUGCAGAUAUGGCAGAUGACAACCAGAAUCUAUUAACUGGUGACUCUGGAUCUAAAUAUGAUAAAGUGAUUGAAAUCAAUUUGUCUGAACUUGAACCUCAUGUGAACGGUCCGUUUACACCUGAUUUGGCGCAUCCUAUAUCUAAAUUAGGACAAAACGCCAAAACAAAUGGUUAUCCAUUGGACAUAAAAGUUGGUUUAAUUGGCAGCUGUACUAAUAGUAGUUAUGAAGAUAUGAAUAGAUCAGUUAGUAUUACAAAGCAAGCCAUCAAACACGGGUUGAAAUCAAAAUCCAUAUUUACUGUAACUCCCGGUUCAGAGCAAAUUCGGGCCACAAUAGAGCGCGACGGACAGGCAGAACAAUUAAGACAAUUUGGAGCUCUUGUUUUGGCUAAUGCUUGCGGUCCUUGUAUUGGACAAUGGGAUCGAAAAGAUGUUAAAAAAGGAGAGAAGAAUACCAUUGUUUCUUCAUAUAACAGAAACUUUACCGGUCGUAAUGAUGCAAAUCCAGCCACUCAUGCUUUUGUAACGUCUCCAGAGUUGGUCACCGCUUUAUCCAUUGCUGGUCGGCUUGAUUUUAAUCCACUUAAGGAUGAAUUGACAGGAGCUGAUGGCAAGAAAUUUAAACUUGAACCACCUACUGGUGAUGAAUUGCCAUCUCGUGGAUUUGAUCCAGGACAAGACACAUACCAACCACCACCUGCUGAUGGCUCGUCCGUUAACGUAGAUGUCGAUCCCAAGAGUCAACGUUUACAGAUUUUGUCACCAUUUGAUAAAUGGGAUGGAAAUGAUUUGACAGAUAUGGUUGUCUUGAUUAAAGUCAAGGGAAAGUGUACUACUGAUCAUAUUAGCGCUGCCGGUCCGUGGCUUAAAUAUAGAGGACAUUUAGAUAAUAUUUCUAAUAAUAUGUUUAUUGGAGCAAUAAAUAGUGAAAAUAGUGAAGCAAAUAAAGUUAAGAAUCAGUUUUCGGGAGAAUGGGGUGGUGUUCCCGAUACUGCCCGCGCAUAUAAAGCUAAAGGUGUUAAAUGGGUUGCUGUCGGAGAUGAGAAUUACGGCGAAGGAAGUAGUAGAGAGCACGCGGCUCUUGAGCCCAGACAUCUGGGAGGCCGUGCUAUCAUUGUUAAGAGUUUUGCUAGAAUUCAUGAAACCAAUCUUAAAAAACAAGGACUUCUUCCGCUGACUUUUGCUGAUCCAAAAGAUUACGACAAAAUACAGCCGACUGAUAAAAUUUCAUUACUCGACCUCAAAGGGUUGGCUCCGGGAAAGUCGGUAAAGUGUGAGAUAAAACAUAAAGACGGCUCUAAAGACUUGAUUGAAUUGAAACACACAUUGAAUGACCUACAGCUCACUUGGUUUAAAGCGGGAAGUGCUCUCAAUAGGAUGGCUGAGCUCAGGAAGUAACUAUAUUACAUGUAUUUAGAAUAUAGAAAUAUAGAAAAUUAAAAAUUAA